Molecule: messenger RNA, 3644 nt
Organism: Oryzias latipes (Japanese medaka)
Lineage: Eukaryota; Metazoa; Chordata; Actinopteri; Beloniformes; Adrianichthyidae
Product: voltage-dependent calcium channel gamma-4 subunit
Biological process (GO): neurotransmitter receptor internalization; transmission of nerve impulse; neurotransmitter receptor transport, postsynaptic endosome to lysosome
Cellular component (GO): postsynaptic density membrane; voltage-gated calcium channel complex; AMPA glutamate receptor complex
Molecular function (GO): channel regulator activity; voltage-gated calcium channel activity
Source: RefSeq, a predicted model, not a curated record
AGACUCUCCGUAUGUUCAAAGCGCAUCCUUUGCGCCGUUUGGAUUUGUGAGGGUGGGGUCUCACUUUGGAGUCGUUGACGUCGUCCUUGCAGUUGGUUUUUAACAGUCUGUAAAAGAAAAAAGUGCUUUGAGACUUAAGUAAAGGAGGAGAAACGGAAGUGGUGAGGCGGUUAGAAAUGUUUUGCGCUGCUGCCUUAAGAUCCUAAUCAGUGAUGGACGAAACUAGUGACCUUUCACAUUCUAAACGGGAUUUGUCAGGAGCAUCAGGAGAGCGCGUUCCAAACAACCCUUCUCUUUAUUUUUGUAAUCGUUCACCUGCACCAGAAAGUGGUCACACGAAUAUGCCGGGAACAUCCGCGCUCUGACUGAUGCGCUUUGGUGCGUACGGACUGAACCUUGGACAGUGUGGACUAUAGUAUGAGCCGCCAUGGCUUGGUGUGACCGUGGGGUUCAAACGCUGCUGGCCACAGCUGGGGCUUUCGCUGCGUUCAGCCUGAUGACCAUCGCCAUUGGAACGGACUAUUGGUUGUAUUCGCGUGCAUACAUAUGUAAUGGCACAAACACCACCACAGAUGAGACCCAGACUCAGAUCAGAACUAAGAAAGGCGAUCUCACCCACUCCGGACUGUGGAGAAUCUGUUGCAUUGAAGGCAUCAAUCAAGGCAGCUGUUACAGAAUCAACCAUUUCCCAGAUGACAACGACUACGACACAGACAGCUCUGAAUAUCUGCUCCGUAUAGUUCGAGCAUCUAGCGUGUUUCCCAUCCUCAGCACCAUCCUGUUGAUGCUUGGUGGACUUUGCGUAGGGGUGGGACGCAUCUACAGCAAGACAAACAACGUUCUCCUCAGCGCAGGCAUUCUUUUUGUAGCUGCAGGUCUGAGCAACAUCAUUGGCAUCAUUGUCUACAUAUCCAGCAACGCAGGAGAUCCCGGCGACAAACGCGAUGAUGACAAGAAGUACACCUACUCCUAUGGCUGGUCCUUCUACUUUGGUGCACUCUCCUUCAUUGUAGCCGAAUCUGUGGCGGUCCUGGCCGUUAACAUCUACAUUGAGAAGAACAAGGAGGUUCGCUGGAAGGCACGACGGGAGUUUAUCCGUUCGCUCUCCUCCUCCUCCCCGUACUCGAGGAUACCGAGCUUCCGUUACCGUCGGCGGACGUCGCAGGCCAGCUCUCAUUCCUCCGAGGCCUCCAGGGAGAACUCCCCAGUGGUUGGUUUGAAGGGGGCACCGUCUUCUAGCGGGCCGCUUGACGAGCUCUCCAUGUAUGCUUUGGCAAGGGACAGUAUGACGGAGAACACGUACAGCCCCGAGCACGAGGGCGCUGCAGAGUUCCUGCAGGUCCAUAACUGUUUCCCCAAUGACUUAAAGGAUGGUGUGAACCGCAGGACCACGCCUGUGUAAUGAACAAGGGAUUGGUAAGACGCCUGAUUUGAACUACGGACCGCCAUGUUUGGGUAAAAUCUGUGAAUUUUGAAACGAUCAGAAUUUCCAUUGUUUAUAAAAUAGCCAUUUUGUAAUAUUAAAUGUAAAAAGCCAGCUCUCAUCAGUGCGAUGAUCCCUACAUUAUGUAUCGAGAGAGUGAGAUGUGUGAAUCAAACAAGGUGCUAAAUGAUUUUCAAUGACUUGUACUUCAUUUAAAAAUGUUGUGUUUGUGUGUGACACUUGAGUAAAGCCAUUUCUACAAAACAUUUAGUGUGCAAGGUAACACACUCUCUGUUAAAGCCAAGACCCAUACAUAAAACAUAUCUUGAUAUCAGAUAAUUACAACAUACGAGUAAAACUGUCAUUAUUUAUUGGAAUAAACUAAAUCAACCUUAUUGUAAACAAAAUCACUUAAUUCAAUUGUUUAACAUGAAUUUAAUGGAAUUUAUGAAAUUAUUAAUGAUAGUGAAAUGAUUUUCUAUAAAGAGGAUGCUGCAAACAGCAUUUUCUAGUACAAUCUCUAAUUAUCAUAUUUCCACCACUGUGUUUAACAGUUUGAAUUCCUCUACAUUUUUUUCCAUCAUAGUGCUGUGUAUUAUUGCAAACAGUCCUCAAUUUGCUCUAUCUCACCUUAGCUUCUAAGCGCUGGUCAGGGCUAGAAAGUUAUUACAUUUUCAUGUCACGAUUGACACAUUUUUCAAAUUGCAGAAGGAGCACUACUAUUUUAUGUCUCAUGUUUAUGUUUUUACAUGACUUCCAAAUGAAGCUUUUAACAAAUUGUGAUGGAAGCUUUUAAGAUUCCAUAUGACUGUCUUGAAGUUGAAUGUUGGCAUGUAGGCUUAAGUCAUGAACCUUCAUCACGUUUCAUCAUCUUGAUUGUUCAGACAGGACUUUUGUUUUCUUGCAUCUAUAAUUCAUUGAAUUUUUUUUUGUCAGUGGAGCGAACCUUAAACCACAUCCAGUAGUCUGCCAUCUCUCCAUCCAACUUCACGAUGGAUGUGCUAUUGUGUUUGAAAAGGAGAAGCUGUCAAAAAAAAGAGGGGGUGCCCAGAACUGUGAGAACAACCCAGGUCAGGACUCCCUUCUGCUCCGGACCAAUCCUUGGCAUCAAAGGUUUAACUGUUAAACAUCACAGCCGGGCGGGAAAUUCGUGUCUGCCCUUCUCCCAGACUGUGAGCCCAUCUGGAGGCUUUCCUUUCCCUUUUGUUUAUCCAGCAAAGGGAUCAGACAGAAGCAGAAGGGACAGUCUGGAUUCUCAUCUCUUAAGACUCAAAAUACCUGCAGGUCCAUCUCUGCUGUGCUUUGUCAUUUCUCUCAGGAAAUGCAGUGUAGUUGUGGCAAAAAACAUCUUUUUCUGAUGGAUUCAAGCACGUAACGGAUCAGCAGUGGAGCCAAAACCUGUUGAAAAUAAUUUGAAAGGAACAAUAAAAUGUCAUCACUGUUUUAUAUUAAACGCUGUGAAUGUUUGACUCCAGAUUGUUUUUUUGAACGCCUGCUUUAGGAUUUGUGUGGAGCGUGCUCAGACAAACUUGUAGAAGGAUCUGUCCAUAUGAGAAUGUUUCUUUGGAUGUACAAAAAAAGAAGCAAUUUGUGUUAGUCUUUAACUUUAUAUAGAUAUAUAUUUCAAAUCAAAAUCAGCCUUCAGUAUAGGACUGUAAAUAAAUGUACUAUGAAUACAAAUAAUGUGAGAAAAAAGAGGGGGAAAAAACAUCCAAGUAACAAUAAAAUUAUUAAUAAUGCCUUUAUUAAUUUGGCGGUGUGAUUUUAUUUACUUUUUAAAUUCAGGUGAAACUGGUUUUCUUGUUUAAGUCAGUAGAUUUGUUGAGUAUUCUUCUUUAUAGGUAAAUUAUGUACCGGUACGUUUAGGAGAAAAGAUUCAAUUUUCUAUUCCUCGUUUGGGCAGUAACUGUACUUUAUUGUAUGUGCUUCUACUGUUCAAUGGCUUACUAUAUGUUGAAGCAUCUUCUCUAUUUUCAUGAAGAAAACUUCUGAACCUUUGAGUGUGGAUGUUUAAAAGGAGAGUGUGUAACAUUUGAACAUCUAUAAUGUAUUAAUGUGUUAUAGUAUGAUCAAAACCAAACUUAUCACUAUUGUAAAGGUAUUUUCAGUGCCUUUGCUCUUUUUACUAUCUACUGUAUCUGCCGCUUUUAUUGUUAAGUUUCAAAUAUAUUUUUUAUUUUCUUCAAAUAUUCUGUACAUGGACAAAUAAACUAAAUCAGGG